Messenger RNA from Nerophis lumbriciformis (worm pipefish), 612 nucleotides. Lineage: Eukaryota; Metazoa; Chordata; Actinopteri; Syngnathiformes; Syngnathidae. The record is from RefSeq and is a predicted model, not a curated record.
AUGGCUGAGGAUGACAUGACUCCAGAGCAGCUAGCAGCCAUCGCUGCUGAAAAUGAGGAGCCAGAGCACGUGAACUACAAGGCACCUGCCCGGAAGACUGUGCAGGAGAUCCACGAGAUGGAUAAGGAUGAUGAGAGCUUACGUAAAUAUAAAGAAGCUCUCCUCGGCUCUGCAGUCGCUGCUGCCGAUCCCAACGUUCCCAAUGUCCAGGUGACCCAAAUGGCACUGUUGUGUGACAGUGCCCCAAAUCCUCUCGUGCUGGACUUGCAAGGAGACUUGGAAUCCUUCAAGAAUGAAGCCUUUGUUCUUAAGGAAGGAGUUGAAUACAAAAUAAAGAUCAGCUUUAAGGUGAACAGGGAGAUUGUUUCAGGUCUGAAAUACGUGCAGCAGACUUACAGGAAAGGAAUGAAAAUUGACAAAUCGGACUACAUGGUGGGCAGCUACGGGCCCCGCCCGGCUGCAUAUGACUUUCUGACCACGGUGGAGGAGGCUCCUAAAGGGGUGCUGGCCCGCGGCAACUACGUCAUCAAAUCCAAGUUCACCGACGACGACAAGCACGAUCACCUGAACUGGGAGUGGAACCUCAACAUCAAGAAAGACUGGAAAGACUAA